UCUGAGGAAAGAGAAGUUAAAGCAAAAAAUUUCCAACCUCAAAUGCUGCAAUAACAAUAAAUGUUAGUGAGGGGAAAAGAGUGUAGACAACCAGUUCACAGAGAAUGCCAAACAGUUUAUGGCUUUUUCAAAAGUCUGGCCAACAUUUAGUACCUCGAUAACCAAGCAAGCAGGCAGAGAGUCGGCCGUCCGUUCAGCUCAGUGCUAGCGUAGUGUACAAUAUUGCGAUUUAUACUUGAAACGUAGAGCGCGACGUAGAUCUCAAGAUGUUUGCAGCAAGAUUGCCAGUGAGCUAAUGGCAAAACAUCGGUGCAGCAAUACCGCAAAGAGGCCAAAAACGCUAUGAAAAGUCGAGUCGAGAGGCAACUAGUUUCAAUCAGAGCGCCGCUCAAUCGAGUGUAGAGCAAAAAUAUGUACGCCAAAGAGUUUGAGAGAAAAAUUGAAUCGAAUUGAGAGGAUGAUUGAGCGAGCGAGCUGCUGUGGAAUUUCAUGGCUAAUAAAUAUAUGUAUGCUAAUAAACAGCUUGUUACAGCAACGCGCAGCAUCACCUCCUGUUUGUAAUCAGAGCAGAAGCAAAACAAUAACAAACACUCGAUUGAUAACAAUUUCACUGAUAGUUGGUAGUUUUGGAUCGCGCGCAGCUAUUUCGAGCCGGAAAAUUUAAAUGAACUUUACAGCUGGAACGCCUAACGGCGGGUGCAUAAUUAUUUAGUAUUGCCAGUGUUACAAUUUUAAAUCGACAUAACGACAGCGUAUCGCUGUGAUCAAGCACCAACAACGACGAGUGGCAUUUGCUGCCUAGGAAGGCAACUAAACCGCAGCCCAAAAUGGACAAAGAAAGCUGAAGUGUUUUUGUAUCUUUUGUGUUUUGUCUUUGUGUUGUUUGUUAUCCGAUAUUUCGAUGACGAGAUGAAGAAACGAAAAUGCUUUCUUCGGUCUGGUAUUAAUUAAUUAUUGAGCAACAAUGGCUGAAGUAGCAUAUUUGCAUACGUGUAGACGGGACAGGUGGAAAUUAAUGCGACAGAUGAAGCUAAUAGUGGAUAGUGUUACUUCAUGGCAGGCCAGGCAUCAUCGACUUCAUUAGCAACUAUGUGAUUUUUUUUUAAUAGCUGCUACAUUUUUUUUUUGUGGUGUUUAUUCGGUGCAUUUGAGGAUUUGUUUUUAGAAAGCGUUCCAAUUUACAUGAAUAAAAUAUUUAUUCCACUCUACACUUCGAGCCGGUUGGACCAGCGCGCGUCUUAGUCGAAAGUGAGCGUGUGCAGUGAAGGUGCAUUGUACGAUAAAACGUAACAAGCGAAACGUCCAACUGAAACGAAACAGGUACAAUAGUACACUUGUGGUUACAAAAAAGUUGUGCGGCAGCGUGCUGGCCUGUUAAUAAUCCAACAAACUGAAUAAACCAUAUCGACUUAAAGGCUUGUGAAGUUGCGCCCAUGCGCAUGCGCGUCCACAGUGAAACUUGUUUAUGCCUCCUCCGUGUGUCGUAAUCCGCGAGUUUUGCCUUCCGUAUAUUUGUUUUAUUAUUGAUUCAAAUUAUCGAUACAGUUAAUACUCGUAGUCAAAAGCAUACGCCAAACAUAUCUACUCGUAGUUACACAUCAGCGACAAGUAUACGCGCCACGGCAGCUUUCUAACGGAGGACCGGAUCAACCGAUUUCGCCGCUCAACGUUAUUGACUUUGCAAGCGGUGCGGCUGGACACCCCUUUGUUGUCGUUAACGAACCUCUGCGUCUAAUUUGAAUUUCAAAUUUCUAGCGACAAGUACGUUACUGCGCACUUUCGAACGCUUUGAAACAGUUCCCAAGACGCUCGGAGCAUCGCUGUCGCCGCCAUUAGCGUUGUAACUCAUUGGAUUGAGUGGCCGGCCGUUUGCUGAGCUUCGUUUGAACGCUUGCAAUCAGCACGGCAGAAGCGCAUUUAUCGCGCACCGGUCAAACGGUCAGCAGUCACAUACAUUUAACCACUCGGCGGUCAUCAUAUACGCUGCGUGAUCAUCAUUUAACCAUAAGACACAAUAGUAGUGAUUAUUUGAAAAAAAAAACGCGUGAAUUCUUCAGUGCAAUAUUCGUAAUAUUCUUUGCCAUUCGCUAAAAGCUGCACAACUGCAACAAUAUGAGUCGCGCAUCGGUAUUAUUCAUUCUUUUGUCGUUGGUCAUUGUCAAUUCCGGCGACAACAAUCACAGCCAUCACAGCAACAAAACAAACAACAACAUCAACUAUAGUAGUAGAAUUAAUUCAUUCCAUCAUCCAUACAGCAGCAUCAACAACACAAAAAUAGUAAAUCAUCCAGUUUCUAGCGUAGGUGCUGCUGCUAGCGUCAAACAAGAAUCACAACAACACCAAGAACAACAAGAACCACAGCGCGGCAAGAGAGCCUCCGCCGACUUUCAGCUGGAUGAAGCGGAAAUCGCGCGUCAAAAUCAGAUUACACAACAAAUAUUUGCCAAGUACUUAGAGCGACGGCUUUUCCCACAUCGCAGCACAAAUGAACGCAUACCCACCAUUUCGGAAAUACUACCCAAACCCUCCUCAUCCACAACGCAACGCCCACGACCGCGUGGCUUCUCCUCCGCUGAAGCUUUCCGUAGUUUCCGACGUGGCGGUGCUACUGCGAAAACAUCCGGACGCAAGCGAUAUGGCAACGGCGGGCAAAAACAAAACCAACGACAAAGAGGUGGUGGCAAUGGUGCUCAUCGUCAACAAUUAGUCGAAGCGCCUGAGCCCGAACCUGAGGAACAAGAUACAGAACGAUCACUACAAAAGCCCGACUAUUAUACGGACAUCAAUGCCGACGACGUCGAUGAAGUAGUGGCCGACGAUGGUCAAGAAUCAUUGCAAAGUGUCGAAUCGGAACAACAUGAUCAGUACUAUAGCGAUGUGUUCAAUCGCGAUCCAAGCGAAAAUGAGAUUGACAGCGAUUGUCCGAACUGUGUGGACGAGUCUCAAUACACGAACAAAUGGACAAUGCCGCUGCUGAAACUGGGCGAGAAGCGUUACUACCUCGGCAUCUUCUUCAAGGCGAAUUGGUUCAAAGCGUCUCAAUAUUGCCGAUACCAUGGCAUGCAUUUAGCGAGUAUUGCAUCACAAGAAGAGAAUGACAGACUGGAAAAACAUAUCCGCGACUUUGGUUUCGGUCACGAACACUUCUGGACUUCUGGCACUGACUUGGCCGAUGAGGGCAUCUUCUUUUGGAUGGCCAACGGUAGACCCAUAACAUUCACGAAUUGGAAUGCCGGCGAACCGAAUAAUUUCCGUUACGAGAAUGGCGAGGAGGAGAAUUGCUUGGAGUUGUGGAAUCGCGAUGGCAAGGGGCUGAAAUGGAACGAUUCACCGUGCAGUUUCGAGACGUAUUUUGUGUGCGAAGUACAAGCGAAUUAACGACGACAAGGGUGUUGAGUGAGUGGCGCUUAAAAAGCAAAAAAAAAA
This is a messenger RNA of Rhagoletis pomonella (apple maggot), 3426 nucleotides long. RefSeq lists its product as uncharacterized. The transcript has 5 exons. The coding region runs from base 2113 to 3378 and encodes 421 amino acids. The record is from RefSeq and is a predicted model, not a curated record. Gene Ontology annotation, cellular component: external side of plasma membrane. NCBI's taxonomy places the organism in Eukaryota, Metazoa, Arthropoda, Insecta, Diptera, Tephritidae. Gene Ontology annotation, molecular function: carbohydrate binding. Gene Ontology annotation, biological process: biological process involved in interspecies interaction between organisms.